AUGGUAGAACGAUUUAAUCAGUCAUUGGAAAGGUACCUGGCAAAAGUUGUGGAAAAACGGCAACGAGACUGGGACAGGCACAUACAACCGUUUUUGUUGUCAUAUCGAAGCGCUGUUCACGAAAGUACAUCAGUGACGCCAGCUUUCGCAAACUUUGGGAGAGAAUUACGGCUGCCUGCAGACCUGAUCACCGGAAUACUUCCUGAUGCCCCACGCAGUAUAACCGAUUAUGCAAAUGACUUGCGGAACAAAAUGAAUGACAUUUAUGAGCACAUCAGACAGUCGGGUCAGCAAACGUCUGAGAAGAUGAAAAUACACAACAAAGUGUUUGACGAAGGUUCAUUAGUGUGGUUACACAAUCCAGCUCGCAGCGAAGGGAAAUCUCCUAAGCUUCAAGCUAAAUGGGACGGACCGUACCGGAUUGCGACAAGGAUCAAUGACGUAACCUACCGGAUACAGAAAGGUGCCAGAGGUACUCCUAAGAUCGUCCAUGUGGAUCGACUGGCGCGUUAUUAUGGGGCCAAUAAUGCUCGGGACGAGCAUGUCUUAGGAGGGGGCAGUGUUGCGCGCCACUAUUAA
Molecule: messenger RNA, 579 nt
Organism: Parnassius mnemosyne (clouded apollo)
Lineage: Eukaryota; Metazoa; Arthropoda; Insecta; Lepidoptera; Papilionidae
Source: the annotation of a GenBank genome assembly